AUGUCGCCGUACUUGUUCGCGCUUCGGCUCAUCCAGGCUUUUGAGGAUCGAAUCAUCGACACUCUCCAGAUCCUCCGCCAGCCGGGUUUUCAUAGAGCUGUUGGCCGCAUCCACCGCGCAAUCAACGAGAAGCAGCAUGGCCGAAAUCCGCACGAGCCGCUAGCGCCGGGAGAAGCUACAGCGGAUCCGAAUCCGGGAGGCCGAGCGGAUGGAUUUUUCAAACAUUUCAUCGGCGAGCUGAAGAAUCAGGCUCGUGGCAAACCAACCGACAUCACCACCAAGCCGCCUACGAAGUGA
Trichoderma breve is the source of this 297-nucleotide messenger RNA. Its product is annotated as MIOREX complex component 7 domain-containing protein. The transcript is spliced from 3 exons. The record is from RefSeq and is a predicted model, not a curated record. The coding region runs from base 1 to 297 and encodes 98 amino acids. Lineage: Eukaryota; Fungi; Ascomycota; Sordariomycetes; Hypocreales; Hypocreaceae.